Messenger RNA from Spizellomyces punctatus DAOM BR117, 1903 nucleotides. RefSeq lists its product as uncharacterized. NCBI's taxonomy places the organism in Eukaryota, Fungi, Chytridiomycota, Chytridiomycetes, Spizellomycetales, Spizellomycetaceae. The transcript has 5 exons. The coding region runs from base 258 to 1610 and encodes 450 amino acids. The record is from RefSeq and is a predicted model, not a curated record.
ACUUUGCUAAUUUUAGGCAAGGAAAAAGAGAUACGUUUAUUUCAACAGACGUCAUUGCCAAUUGUAGGGGGAGAACAAUGUGUCCCAAUACCAAAUUCCUUGUUUUGUUAGAUGGUGGCAUAAACCUGCGUAAGACAUGGGAUCCAGGCCACAAGCUAUAAAGGAGGGGCAUGUAGUUAGUGGUCCCUUUUUUUGCUUAUAUAUAUCCAUCAGCUAAUACACAAGAAGACGAACGAUAAGAAAGACAGCUUUGAAGUAUGCUCAAGUGGUUUUCUUUGCUGGUGCUGGCAGCCGUGGUAGUUCCUCGCGCUACUGCCAGUGUCUUCCUUACUACCAAUGUGCACGCAGGUCCAUCUUGCAACAGCAAGAUCGUCGCCUUUACUCAGUUGAAUGUAACGUGGAUGCUCGAAACCAGUGGCCUCCUCAACGUGUUGAGCAACGCUACGGAGAUGAAAAUGCUCUCAGACUUCUUGCAUAUAACCGUACCCACAUCGAUCAGCACAUGUAACGAUGUCGUCAACUUCUUAACCCUACUUGACAAAAUUGAGCAAUUCCAAGAUCAAGAUAAUUCCACUUCCCCUCUGGCAUUGGGUUUUAAUAUUACGGCAACUGAACAAGUGAAUGUCACAUUCAGCUCUGAGUCGUCGAGCAGGAAAAAUUUCGGGCCAACGGCGUUCGGAAAUACGACAAGGCUACUGAAUGAUGAGUGCAUUCCCGUCAACAUGACAGGAACAAUAAUGGGAACAAGCGCAAGAUGUAAUGCCGGCUCAACCUCACCAGCUCUUCCACCCAGUGCCGACAAUUUUGUAGUAACAUACAAAAAUCUUUAUGACACAACCUGCAACUAUGACCAUGCCAGUAUUAUAUAUGGGCAAGUAGCUGAUGGCACUUGCUACGGAGCGUUACCCAUAGUUGGUUUCCAGUCCAUCGACGACGCGAGCUGUACCAAAGCGGUUUGCACGAACAAUAGCCCGAAUGUGACAGCGUUCUCCAGUAGCGGGGCAAUGCUAGCCUCCCUAUCCGCAAAUGAUACUCAGUGUCAGAUACAGUCGGCUCCAAAUUCCACUAGCACGUCGGAAAAAGUUAUUUGCAAGGCAGGCCUUCGGUCGUUGGUUACAGUAGCCACCAAAGACGUGCGAACCUGGCCUGCAAACUCUAACCAAGCUGUGACUUUCCCGGGUAAUUUGGGGCUAAAGCUGUCCGCUAACUCGGACGUUCCUCUAAACGUCACGGUUGCACCUACUCCCUCCGUUGCGGGAGCGCCCCCAACAAACGGUAUCAAUACGUUUUAUCACUUUGAAGUUCCUUCUGGUACCCAGUUCAAGGCUGACCUUACCUUCACCUAUGAUGCCAAUCUCCUUUCGCAAUAUCAGUAUAAAGCCGAAGACCUCAAAUGGGCGGUUUAUGACGAGUCAUCUGGCGUCUGGAACGUGAAGACAGGAUCCACUGUCAACACGGGCUCCAUGACUGUACUAUAUACCACAUCCUCCUUUUCAGAAUGGACUAUUGUGGCAGCCGCUACCUCGGCUGCUCUUACAAUGACUCCGUCAAUGCUCAUGAUUGUCGGCCUUUCCGUUCUCUCUGCAUUUGUGACGAUGAAGGGUUGCUAAAGGACUGAGUAGUAUUGUAGCAGGCGUGCCCGUACAUCAACGAUUGGAUCAUUAUUUCUGAGGCAACAUACGUACGAUGAGUGCAUCAUCGCGAGAGCAACGCAUCAUCUGCUAGCGGCAUACAUAGGUUUAAAAUAUGGCUAUGUAGAGUUGGCUUUUGGGCAUACCCUGAAAAAGUUUCUAGAACAAGUUGGCUACUUAUAUGCUCGUUGAUUCGUAUGAUACCAGUAAUAACUUAGGCUAUUUAUCUCUACGAAUCUGGCAAUAAAUAAUCCGCUUCCACUUGUCCGUGA